This is a messenger RNA of Paramuricea clavata, 2571 nucleotides long. The record is from the annotation of a GenBank genome assembly. Lineage: Eukaryota; Metazoa; Cnidaria; Anthozoa; Malacalcyonacea; Plexauridae.
AUGGCGGUGCGAAUCAUGGCGCUUUUUUGACCUUGAGUGCAAUGUUACAAACAAUUUUAGAGCAACGUCCUGUAACAAAGACAGAACAACGAUGGUAUACGCUCGGACGGUAGAUAUGUCUUGUAAUUGUCAAUUAUUCACAACAAAAACUUGGCCUUCGAACUCAACGGCAUUUGUUAACGAGGAUUUGUCAAACGUGCGAGGACUGUCGGCAUAAGUGCUUGAGAACGGAGCUUCGACUGUGUUGAGUUUUCGUGAGCAAAAUAACGUCUAAAAUGUCAACUAUACAUGAAUAGGGCUUUGACUGGAAGUUUUGUAAAUGUUUUAUAUUUAUUUUAGAAUGCGCAUGCGUACGUGAAUGCCGGAUUCAGGGCCUCGAUGAAUUCAAAUUUUACUGUAAAUGGAACUCCAAGUUUAGUGUUUGGUGGCGUUAAGCUUUCUCCGGUGAGUAAAAUCGAAUCUAGCUUUGUUCCUGGACAGGUUGUCCAAAAGCCGUUUAUAUUAAUCCCUUUUAUCCUAAGUCAACGAAAAACGUCACAGCAAUAUUCCCAAAAGUUAUUUAUAAACAUGGAAGCGUUGCCGUGCCCAAACGAAGUUAAUAGGCAUCGUUUUAUAUUCGAUGCGUGAGUUUGUUAGUCAGUUGGGAAUCACAAGUCUUGGUAUUUAUUCAAAAGUAGUAUGUCUUUGCGCAUGUAGUGCACUUGUUUUGCGUAUGCUCCAGAUCAUCGCACUGUAGUACCAUGUCUGUCCCGAAAACUUGUUAGGAUCAAGAGAUGUUUUAUUUUUUAAAGUCUUUAAAUAAAGGGGCGUGCGGAAAUAAAAAAAUUGAAAUAGCAGGUUAAAUUCUAAUUCAGGAUUACGGGGCUGAACUUACUAAUUAGUAUUAAUAUAUAUUAAAAAUCUAUUCUCGUUCGUCAAUAAUUGGUCUAAACGCGCCGGAUAAUUCUCUGUAUCUUGAAGCCGUCGCGCUAUUUCAGCUGGUGACGUCAUCAGCAUGCAAUCAUACUUUUUUGGACCGAUCUUCGGCCCAAAUAAAACAAUUAUUGAAUUCGGUUUUCGUAAGAUAUCGAGAAUUAUCAAGGCCUCGGUUUGUGUUAUCCACCCCAGCCUUCGGGUAAUUCGGUGGAUAUCUAAAAUGUCAACUAUACAUGAAUAGGGCUUUGACUGGAAGUUUUGUAAAUGUUUUAUAUUUAUUUUAGAAUGCGCAUGCGUACGUGAAUGCCGGAUUCAGGGCCUCGAUGAAUUCAAAUUUUACUGUAAAUGGAACUCCAAGUUUAGAAUUAUGAAUCCCCUCGGUUUGCAUGUCAUAUCCACCCCAGCAUCUUCGGAAGUCAGUCGGGUGGUAUAACGUUUGCAAGACUUGGUACUUGAAAACUUGUUAAUAAGAGAGUUUUAUUUUUUAAAGUCUUUAAAUAAAGGGGCGUGCGGAAAUAAAAAAAUUGAAAUAGCAGGUUAAAUUCUAAUUCAGGAUUACGGGGCUGAACUUACUAAUUAGUAUUAAUAUAUAUUAAAAAUCUAUUCUCGUUCGUCAAUAAUUGGUCUAAACGCGCCGGAUAAUUCUCUGUAUCUUGAAGCCGUCGCGCUAUUUCAGCUGGUGACGUCAUCAGCAUGCAAUCAUACUUUUUUGGACCGAUCUUCGGCCCAAAUAAAACAAUUAUUGAAUUCGGUUUUCGUAAGAUAUCGAGAAUUAUCAAGGCCUCGGUUUGUGUUAUCCACCCCAGCCUUCGGGUAAUUCGGUGGAUAACGCAAGACUUGGUCUUUAUAAAUUUCGAUAUCAUACUCAACCUCAUUCAGUAAUUGUUUAUUAUUUGUGUUUCAUUUUAUUGUUGUCGUUGUUUUUGUUACUUUUUUCCCCAAUUAUUUGCUCGCUUUUAGGGACCGUUCAUUUUUUAUCAGGAGGGGGCUGGUGGUUUUGGGCGCUUUCAUUAUAAUUUCGUUUCGACCCCCCCCCCCAGCAGAUGCAGGAAAAUUUCCUGUGGCCCCUUUUCUACUCCAAGUUUUUUUCCCAUGAUCCCGGUACAUGCAUGAUGACCUGGGUAUGGUCUUGGACAUUUGGUCAUGGUAGGCCCUACGCAAGUGGUUUUAGCAUGCACUGAAUAUCACAAAUAUGUAAAGUUCCUAGUAAUUUGUUCAUGUGUACUUUAAGUUUAAAUUGACUACUGAUGCAUGCACCAAAACUUUACUUUAUAUAAAUGAAAGAGUUUUUAUAAAUGAAAGAGUAUGAAAGUUGAUUGCUUUGAUUUGUAUGUAUUAUGUAUUCAUUGAUGUUUUGGUGCCCCCCUCAAAAUUUAAUUUUCCUGAGAUGACCCCCCUCUCACAUCGCUAUUUUUUCUGGUGGCCCCCCUGCAAAAACCACCAGCCCCCUCCUCCUGAUAAAAAAUGAACGGAAUAUAUGAAAUGUAUUGCUUAGCAAUAUGUUUAAGUGGGAGCGGCGUGACACAAGGUGAAUUGAAAGAAUGCUCUUGUGCUAUGUUUAAUUAUUUCGUUUAGUUGCGAGCCAGUGAGACAGAACAAUAUCUUUCUGGAAAGAACAUUCUUGAUUCAGGAACACUAAAAGGUAGUUAUAGUUAA